AUGGCCGCCAUCAAGCCCCUUGUCGCCCGCGAGCUGGUCGCCCUUGCCAAGCGAUCAAACUGGGCUGCUGAGAACAAAGGUGUCAUGGUUGUCUUUUGCAUCGUUGGUGUUGUUGCCAUCUUCCUCAUUGGCCUGUGGAUCUACAAGGCCAUGCUGAAGCGCAGGAAUGCUAAGGCCACUUUCUAA
Molecule: messenger RNA, 186 nt
Organism: Clonostachys rhizophaga
Lineage: Eukaryota; Fungi; Ascomycota; Sordariomycetes; Hypocreales; Bionectriaceae
Source: the annotation of a GenBank genome assembly